CUAAUUAACAUUCAUCCAAAAAAACAUGUCUUCCUCUAAUCUCUUCACAACUAUUCUCAUCUCAUUAACCUUGGCUCUAAUUACUCAAACAUCUUUUGCACUCAAUGACCCUCUUUCCCACAUUUGUUCGAACUCCGAGAAUUUCACAGCCUAUAGCCCAUAUGAAUCAAACUUGAAAACACUCAUCAACUCGCUUAUAUACAAAACCCCUUCAACCGGUUUUGGUAUUGGAUCAGUGGGCCUGGUCCAAAACCAACAAGCAUAUGGGCUCGCUCUUUGUCGUGGCGAUGUAUCAACCUCAGAGUGUAAAACCUGUGUCUCAGACGCAACCAAAGAAAUUCAAAGUCGUUGUCCAUACAAUAAAGGCGCGAUCAUAUGGUACGAUAAUUGCAUGUUCAAGUACUUGGACAACGAUUUCAUUGGCAAAAUUGAUAAUACAAACAAGUUCACUUUAUUGAAUGUACAAAGUGUUAAUGAUCCUAUCAAAUUCAACAACAUAACUAAGGACUUAUUGAGCUUACUUGCUAAUGAAGCUUCUAUGGAUAAGAAAUUUUAUGCUAGUGGAGACUUGAAGAUUGGAGAAUCAGAGAGAGUUUAUGGGCUAACUCAAUGCACUAGAGACCUUUCUAGUGUUGAUUGUAAGAAGUGUCUUGAUGAUGCAAUUAGUGAACUAAUACCAUAUGGGAAAAAAGGAGGCAGAAUUCUUAGUGGAAGUUGUAACAUUCAAUAUGAAGUUUACAAAUUUGUUAAGGAGUAAACUUAAUUAGAUGUUAAGCUAGGAUUAAAUAAAUUCAGUAUAUUGUUUAAAUUGA
Molecule: messenger RNA, 812 nt
Organism: Trifolium pratense (red clover)
Lineage: Eukaryota; Viridiplantae; Streptophyta; Magnoliopsida; Fabales; Fabaceae
Product: cysteine-rich repeat secretory protein 38-like
Exons: 1
Coding region: 26-757 (243 amino acids)
Source: RefSeq, a predicted model, not a curated record